AUGCUGGCCGCUCCUCACGCUAUGCACCAGUACAAGGGCCAGCAGAUCUCGAAGCGGACAUUGGACGACCUUGAGGGUCUCAUUGAUGAUCCAACCCAACUCAUGAUAUCAAGCCACGCCUCCUCGAAAGCUCCAACCAUCAGUGAGCAGGGGCUGGACAUCCUGUCCGCCUCGCAGUAUCCUUUUACUUUAAACAACAGAUACAAUCCUGGAACAACAACAUCAGCAUUCCGAGGGAAUGCGAAUAACAGACGCGUUUCGGCCUCACAGUUCUAUGGAGGCAUUGUUUAUGACGAUUCAAAUGCUCAGUCAUCUGGUGAGGGCAGCGGCACCGAGUCGGCAGGCUACAGAAGUCAGAUGCCCCCUGCUUCCAUCUCGUCUUCGAGGUUCCCAGACGCAUUGAUCAGUAACGCGACCAAUGGAGCCUCAGCCCCGAAGAGUGCUAGAAUUUCUGCACAAUCGACUCAGCCCAGCAAACGCAGCUCGCUGGCGGAACCGAAACGUCAGAACAGUGUCGCUGACGAGGACGAAUCUCCUGAGCCCCGGCCUCGCAAGCGAGCUAAGAAAGCCGCAGUCGAAAUUGGCAGCACUGGCCAAGAUGACGGUGGUAAGAGGCAGAGAGGUCGUCCUCGCCUCGACACUCAAGACGAGACAGCCGCCGAUCGAAGGAGGACUCAGAUCAGGCUAGCUCAACGUGCCUAUCGCAACCGGAAGGAAACGACGAUCAGUGGCCUGAAGGGCAAAGUCAGUAAUCUUAAGGCGACGAUAGAGCAGAUGAACAAUUCAUUCGUGGCAUUGCACGACAACUUGAUGGACUCUGGUCUCAUCAAUAGGCAAAGAACACUGUUCUCGCAGCUAAAGUCCGUACAGGCUGAGUUCGAGACAUUGGCUCAAGCCGCCAAGAUCGAAGACGAUGAGGAUGAUCUCGACUCUCCGCUGAUCAAGGAGCCAACAAAGAAAGCUACGCCUAAAGAUGACGCUGCACCAGCAGUAGCUAACGGCGGCUCUGGCAGUCCUGACCAAACAAGCCAAGAUUCUGACAUUGAGCUACUUCCGCCUUCUAAUAUGAACGGCAUUUAUGGCUACGAGCAAGCAUGGCAAAACGGUAUGUCUGAAGACAUCAUGCAGUUCAACGUACAGAUACCAGAAGCACAAAUCUCGCUGGAUGAUGUCGUGUCUCUGGAAAAGCUACAGUCGAAGUGGUCCCCAGCGCCGGAGAAGCCUCUUCCACUUCCUGUGAAUGCAGCUUCUCCAUUCUACACAUACUCGUUCCAGGAGACGACCUUCGCACGCCGAUUGCAUCGCCUAGCCUUGGAACGAGCAUUCCGCCAUCUUACCAACCCUGCGAUGGACCCAUCGUACAUUGCCCGCACAUUCCGCUUCACAUUCUGCUUUUCGAACCGAAAGCGUUUGUUGGCUCGAUUUCAGAGCGUGCUCAGACGCAAAGCCGGCGAAGCACUGGAGAACUUCAAUGUCCCUUUUUACCACAUUGGUGGUGCUGGAACCCAUUUCCCACGACGAGAUUCGUCCGGAAACAAGGUCUUCCCUCCGAAUCUGGCUGAUCCUGACACUGUAAUGCAAAAGCCCCAAUUUGAGCCAGCUAGGGCAGCAUGGGCUCUGAUGGAGACACCUCGAUUUGAGGCCACGACUGAAGAGAUGCUGGAAAAGCUUGGGUACGGCGGCUUGUGGUUCGACUCUCACGAUGUGGAAGAAUAUCUCAAGACGAAGGGCAUUUUCCUGGAUGGCAAUAGCUCCUUCAUUGAGAUUGAUCCAAGGCAGCUGAGUUUCAUCACUACCACGCCUAACUCGGCAGGUACGAUCAACAUGUUCGGCAAUGGAGGCAGUCCAGACACGCUCUCUAAUCCCACGGGAUCAUCGCGAACCUCGUCAACCCACGACUCCCCUUUGCCACGCACACCCUCGCCACCGGGCAGCAAUGGCCGUGCCACGAUUGAUUAUGUACCAGGGCAUUGGAUGGCUACUCAGCCGCCUCCACCGCGUGUAGACAACUUCUUCCCUUCGUUCGACAAUGAUGCUGCACAGGAGUACUUCACAGCGGUCGAAAAGGACCUGCGAGCUCAAGAUCAGUGGUCACAGGUCCAGGCUGUACAGACCCGACAGGUCUGGCCAUGGGGAUCUGAGCCCUUUACGGACAACACACAGGACUUGAUGGCUUCUUACCUGGAUCCACUUGACGGCGUGGAUGCUGCAUUAUCGACAAGCGCUGACUUCUCAAACCAGCCAGCCAAUGUUAUGGCAGCAACUGGUCGCAAUACGAAUGCUUCUCCAUUGACACAAAGCGGGUCGCAGAGCAAUACUAGAAACAACACUGCUUCGACUUCCGCUGAAGACAGCGCCAAGAAUAUGAAUAACGUUCUCGCCUCUCUCCAGCAGAGAGGUCAGAACGUGACAAUCGAUGUCGAGAAGUUUCUGGCACGUAUGGUCGAGGGUGGUGCUUGCUUAGGAAGAGCUCCUGGCUUCAGGAAGGAGCUAGUUGAUAAUGCGAUCGCUUUGAGUCUUGCUGAGGCUUUCUGA
Molecule: messenger RNA, 2535 nt
Organism: Cyphellophora attinorum
Lineage: Eukaryota; Fungi; Ascomycota; Eurotiomycetes; Chaetothyriales; Cyphellophoraceae
Exons: 1
Coding region: 1-2535 (844 amino acids)
Biological process (GO): regulation of DNA-templated transcription
Molecular function (GO): DNA-binding transcription factor activity
Source: RefSeq, a predicted model, not a curated record